GGAACUAAAAUCAAACAUGAAUCGAGGUUUGGCGCUGCUGCUGAUUGCUUGUCUGACGGUCCAGACCGAGUGCCGCUAUGCCAAGGUGAACAUCAAUCUGGGCCUUACAGUGGCCGAUGACACUCCCCGCCCGCUCAGCGAGGACACGAUCCGCCUGUGUGGCGAGCAAACGGACAUCUCCCUGCAGGAGCUGCACAAGUUCCAGCAGCACGACUUCUCCUAUCCAUCGGAGCCCGUGCAGUGCUUCACCCACUGCCUGUACGAGCAGCUGGGCCUCAUGCACGACGGCGUCUUCGUGGAUCGCGACUUUAUCGGUCUGCUGUCGGACGUCAGUAAUCCGGUGAGCUGGCCGGAGCGUCAAUGCCAUGCGAUUCGUGGCUCCAACAAAUGCGAGACUGCCUUCAAGAUCCACAAGUGCCGGCAGCAGCUGAAGGAGCAGCACAGCAGCCCCGAGGACAACGAGGAUGUGGAGACCACCAGCAGCACUCCAUCGCAGACAGUUGACUUUCUGCCUUAGGUUUUUAG
Drosophila subobscura is the source of this 525-nucleotide messenger RNA. RefSeq names its product general odorant-binding protein 56a (gene Obp47a). The record is from RefSeq and is a predicted model, not a curated record. Lineage: Eukaryota; Metazoa; Arthropoda; Insecta; Diptera; Drosophilidae. Bases 17 to 517 code for a protein of 166 amino acids. Gene Ontology annotation, biological process: sensory perception of smell. The transcript is spliced from 2 exons. Gene Ontology annotation, molecular function: odorant binding.